This is a messenger RNA of Dinoponera quadriceps, 5565 nucleotides long. RefSeq names its product glutamate-gated chloride channel (gene pHCl-1). Gene Ontology annotation, cellular component: membrane; synapse; neuron projection. The transcript has 15 exons. The record is from RefSeq and is a predicted model, not a curated record. The coding region runs from base 1214 to 2872 and encodes 552 amino acids. NCBI's taxonomy places the organism in Eukaryota, Metazoa, Arthropoda, Insecta, Hymenoptera, Formicidae. Gene Ontology annotation, molecular function: transmembrane signaling receptor activity; chloride channel activity; extracellular ligand-gated monoatomic ion channel activity. Gene Ontology annotation, biological process: regulation of membrane potential; chloride transmembrane transport; signal transduction.
AUAAAAUUUCAAAUCGUAACUCAUUUCAGAUUAGUAGGGCACAUCUCUCGCACCUAUAGCAAUAGUUCUGCUAAAAUCUAUUUUGUAAUCAGUCGAGAAGUGGCCGUCGACGUUUCCACGAGACGUUUCCAUGUUGCUGUUCUCCGAUAACGGAAUUCCGCGACUGAACAAAGCGCUUGACUGAAACAAAUCGUGUACGAGCGGACAGAGUUCACGUGUGGAUUCAGUGACGUAUAUCGUUUCCGCGUUUUCGCUGUGUAAUUGAAACGUUGCGCGUGCGCAAACCCCGCAAACCCGCGGAGAUCCGAUAUUGCGGGAAAUUCACAAGAAUAAACCUGUUGUAGUAUAGCGCGAAAGUUUCGAGAGCGCGAAUUGACGCACGAGUUUUACCGGCCGCACAGCCUCGGAAUUUCGCUGCGUACAUAAGCGCUAUAAAUGGCUUCUGGCUUAAAUGUGAGAUCGCUCACGCGGACUCGCGAGACGGUUUGCGCACACCUGGUGAAGCUUGAAAACGAGCCGAUCGUUUUGCGGAACAAUAACAAUUGGGCUGAGGACGGUCGCAACGGCGGUGGUAGCGGCGACGGUGGCUAGUAACACCUACGCUCAAGGGGUGGCAGCGGUGUAGCGGCACGACGCGGCGCCCGAAUCUACCCCAUAGUCAGUCCGAAGGUCGCCGCGUAAGCUCGCGGACCGAACGUUUUCGUUAGCCGUGCGCUGCCAUCGUUUCACAUAUUACGCACAUAACGUGCGCGUCGUACGUAUGCAUAUAUAUAUGUAUAUACAUACAUACACGCGUGUGCACAUGUAAUAAUCGCGACGCGAACGUAAAAGCGCGCGCCAGUCUGUUCGCGCGUAUUUCGUUGUUCACGCACCGAUGUAAAUCGCGCGCGCGAGUGGUGCUCGUUUCGCGAAGGGAAUUCCGCUGUACGAUAGGGGAAACAAAACGGAACAGAAUAAAGGACGGUGCGCGGCGAACACCAUCGAGGCGACGGAGCGACGACGUCUGUCUACUCUCUCUCGAUGGCGACGGCAAUUUGUGUAUUCUAAGACGAUAAUGGAACGCUGAAAAGCCUCCACGUGAAAGUGGAUGAAGAGGGCGGAGCACGAGGAUGAAUGCUUGUAAGAGUUAAAAGCGAAAAUCUACACAACGAAUAACAACAGCCUGCCUCGUCCAUUGCGACCAGCCACAUAUCUCACGUUAAGAUGACAUAGAAUGGGUUGGGUGGCGCUAGGGCGGUGUGCGGGUGGUGGUGGCCGCCUCUCGUCCAUCCUUUCGCUGUCUCUCACCUCUCUCGCAAGCUCCCUCAUCUUCACUUCCCUCUGUAUCCUCACACUUGCCUUUACUCUCGUCACCCUCGCGCGUGCUGAGGACAUCUUCGAAGAGGGCAAGUCGGACAAGGAGAUCUUGGACAACCUGCUGCUGUCGACGCGUUACGACAAGCGGCUUCUGCCCCCGGUCCAAGAUGCUGAUUUCUGCUGCGGAAUGAGAUGGCCUGGUGACAACACCGGCUUGACAAACCGGUCAUCGACCUUCUUUAACGACCCCAAGAACAAGAACAAUAACCACUACACGCCGCACCAAUACCUUCGCACUCACCUUCGCGGAACCUUGACUGUGAACGUGAGUGUAUUGCUGUUAAGCUUAGCUUCUCCCGACGAAUCCAGCCUGAAAUACGAAGUGGAAUUUCUACUGCAGCAACAAUGGUACGAUCCACGAUUGCGUUAUAACAACAAAACCAGAUAUGAAUUUUUAAAUGCGAUUCAUCAUUACGAAGAUAUUUGGUUACCGGAUACAUAUUUCAUAAUGCAUGGAGAUUUCAAGGAUCCUAUCAUCCCCGUUCACUUUGCUUUACGGAUAUACCGUAACGGCACCGUCAACUACCUUAUGCGGCGUCACCUUAUCCUAUCCUGCCAGGGUAGACUUAAUAUCUUCCCCUUUGACGACCCAUUGUGUUCAUUCGCGAUUGAGAGCAUAUCGUACGAACAGACAGCGAUUACAUAUGUGUGGAAGAACGAUGAGGGUACGUUGCGAAAAAGCCCAAGCCUAACGUCACUGAACGCGUAUCUCAUUAAGAACCAAACAAUCACAUGUCCGAUCAAAGUGAGCUGGCGAGCUGAUGGACAGAUCAUGGUCGACUACGAGGACCAGUUCGAUGAGUUUGGAGACUCUAAGUGCUCGCUGUGCCAGCGCAGAUUUGAGGAGCAAGGUAAUUACAGCUGCUUGAAGGUGGAUCUAAUCUUCACGCGGGAUCGCGCCUUCUAUUUCACUACGGUUUUCAUCCCCGGUAUUAUUCUGGUAACCAGCUCCUUCAUCACAUUCUGGCUCGAAUGGAAUGCCGUGCCGGCGCGAGUAAUGAUCGGUGUAACAACGAUGCUCAACUUUUUCACCACGUCGACUGGCUUCCGGGGAACGCUACCCGUCGUUUCAAAUUUGACUGCCAUGAACGUGUGGGACGGCGUGUGCAUGUGCUUCAUCUACGCGAGUCUUCUCGAAUUCGUCUGCGUGAAUUAUGUCGGUCGCAAACGGCCGAUGCACAACGUUGUCUAUCGUCCGGGCGAAAACCCCGUCACCCAGCGGCUCCCAGCGGUGCUCAGCAGGAUAGGAAUUAUAUUGGCCAGCCCCUUGAAGCGGGAGGGAGCUACCACUGGUGGUGCUACUGGACCGAACGAGAUUGUCACCUGCACUAAUUGCGGACCUAAUCCCUGCACGCAUACCGCAACAAACGGUUGCACCGCUGAGCUAAGGAAAAAAGAACCGCCGCAUCCGAUUAGAGUGGCGAAGACGAUCGACGUGAUAGCCAGGAUUACUUUCCCAGUCGCCUAUUUCGUGUUCCUCACUUUCUUCUUCGUUCAUUAUAAAGGCAUCUCGUAAAGUGGCCUCAAGAAAUCUCAUCGCCGGUGUGAGGGACAACGAAGUCUCGCAAUAGGCGACAACGAUGUUCGGUUGCUUGAAUCGGAUCUACUGUGGGUUCAAGCUUUUCCCGAAGACUAAAGAUGCCGGCUCGAAGAAACAAGGAGACAAAGACAUCGAUAAUCAUGAAAGCUCGCGUCGACUGGAUCUCUCUGAUGAAUGCGGAAGGGACAACGUGCGAGUAAGACACGAGUUGCGAAAUUGGGAUUUCCUACAGGUGGUUGCGAACAUUGCUCGAUCGUAACAAACAAGCGAAACCAAACAGUUCAGUCGUAUAUGAUUAUGCGGGACACUUGACGUACAAGGACGUUUUCUCUACGAGAGAAAGAGUGAGCCGGUAAUUUAGGAACAUUGGAGAGCACGAUAUUAGAGGAAAGACAGACCCACGGUGGAUUCGUCUGCAAAUAUUCUUCAUCUUCUCUCACGUGUGAUAGCUCUUGAAAGCACUCUCUUACGAAAGAAAUAUAUUCGCGAUCGUUCGACCAUGUGCAGUCACAUACAUAUACUUUUCUCUAUUUCCUUUUUCUUUCUUAUAUUGGGUAAGAUAGGAUGGUAGAUAGGGUAGGUAGAAGUAGUCAGAUAGGUAGGUAGGUAGAUACAGUGCCGCUAGCAAAGCUUCGGCCAAGCAGAGAAUGAUGCUUAGCUUAGUCGAUGAUGAUCAAACGUACUAACGUAAGACAUUAUACCUCACUACAUAGCACGGUCAACAGAAAUGUCGUUCGUGUACACCGCUAAUUCGUGAUCCGCGUUCGGUAUCGAUCCUUGACUUGUUGUGUCGCGCUUAACUUAUUAAAGGUUGCCACAAGACAUAGAGAAAUGUCCACGUUGCUUGUGCACCCGAAGAUUGGAUGGAACGAGUGAAUUUGUCGAAUGAAAUGAUUCGUAUCAAGAGAGAGAGAGAGAGAGAGAGAAGCAGUUAUAGGGUGUUUUGUGUAAAGUGACUCUUUCGUGUAUUGCAACGGGCGUUAAGGGACAAUAGAAAAGCUACGCGAACGAGUGUUCCGAUACGUUUGAGUCAGCUAGUUAUGACUUUCAUUGUAUCGUAUCUAUGAAUAGGUGAACGACUUAUUUUUACGUGAAAUAUUCUGUGCUCAGGUCGGAUAGACGCCAAUAUACAGAAAGCCGUCAGGAUAGCGAAGAGUUGACCUCUUUCUGCCGGUACAUAUUUAUCACGACGCUAUACGCCGGAGCAUAAAGAGCAAUGGUCGCCAUCAGCGUGAUGAAUUGCCGGAAUAUAAAGUGCAGACAUCUUGCUCACUUUAUAAGUAUAAGAGAAUAUAGGAGGAUAUAUAAAGAAAAAGAUUGGUAUACGGCGGAAUGUUAGUGUUUUUGAGGAAAGAAGCGACGAGUGGAUCGGUCUGCGCGCAACGAUGCGCCGCAAAAGGCACUAUCUACUUUGACAUUAUUGAAAGUAAUAACGCUACACAUUGUGUUUUUCGAGACACAUCGACGAACUGUCUCUACGAUACGUCGAGCGCCGGCUAAUUUGAAAUAUCUGCGUGUAGUCCACGUACUUUUAGAUGCAACGUUGCUAUGCUAUUACUAUCAUUAUAAUUAUUACUAUUACUAUUACUACAAUUACUAUUACUAUUGCUACUACUACUAUUACUAUACUACUACUUUUAUUAUUACCGCAAAUAAUAUUACACUAUUUACUGUUACAGUUGCUACUUUACUAUCGUAUUAUCGCUACUAUUACAAAUUAUUGCUAUCUAUAAUAUUACAGAUUUUAGGAGACACGGAGUCGAGAGCGUUUAACACGCGCGUACCGUUUGUACUGAUUGAGUCCAACAAUAUAUUAAAUCCAGCAGACCAAAAGAAAUGCGAGCCGAACAUACAAAAACGGGUGUUUUCUCGAUAAUCAUGACGAUCGCUUAAAAUCUAAUAAGCACAUAGACGUAAUAUUUAAUUAUAAAGACACGCUAAUCUCGCUGUCGUCAUUGCGAGACGCGUGUAAACGAUUUUUUCGAUAUAGUGAGACACAUGGACACGGACACAAGCGCGCACACACACACACACAUACACACACAUGCGUAUAUAUGGACGACAAAUGCGCGUUCAGAUUCAAAAGACGUAUGAGGAUCGAUAUCUUUGACGACGAUUAGCGCUGGUCUCUAUUCGCCGUACGUUGCGUUGGAAAACGACUUGAGCAAUAUUUAAUUAUCAUUUAUCUUAUUUUUGUAGUAGGAUUCUAUCUCGAUAUAUCUUCCUUCAAUAUUUGUAUAUCUAUGAUUAAGAUUAGGAUUAUGUAGGAAGAUCCACUUAAAAUGAAUUGCAGUUAAACGACGCCGAAGAAAUCGAACCUGAACGAUAAAUACUCAUUAACACAGAUCUCGUCUGACAAUUGACUGCCAAAUACUUUCACUGGUACAGCAUAUUUCUCUAAUUUCGAACACUCGUAUCGCACGUUGCAAUAAAUAAAGCAAGGAUUAUCUUCUAGAAGAUUGUGUGACGAAGUAUCGGAUCAUCGUCGGCGAAACGCCCAAUUAGAUAUUUAAUUUAAAACGCGGCUUAACUUUUAAAUACAUUCGCUUGCCAUUCGGCAAUGUUUACGAUGUUAUCAAUUUUUAUGAAAGGACAAAAUAAAAUGACUAGCGGACGAUGUCGCGGCUUGGCUGUAUUUUAAUUUUAUAAUAAAUGAUUUAAAUAUAAUA